Messenger RNA from Pimephales promelas (fathead minnow), 3236 nucleotides. The record is from RefSeq and is a predicted model, not a curated record. NCBI's taxonomy places the organism in Eukaryota, Metazoa, Chordata, Actinopteri, Cypriniformes, Leuciscidae.
GCCAACCCAACCCAAGCAGGAACAUGUCCCAUAGCGCCUCCUCGUUUCAUCCACACUCUGCGGCCAAGGUCCGGAAUUGAAUUGAGAAAUCGGAAACCGAUCUCUCUCCUUGACGUAGUUCUGCUAAUGCUCUGGCUGCCUCUCUCCCAGAGUCAGCUCGGUCGAAAACCUGUCUCAUCUCGACGGCAACAAGUUUCUGGAACGAGUUACAACAUGGGUUCUGGUUCUCUCAUGCCGCUGUUCCCCAUAGCGCCGCUUUCCCAGUCAACAAAGUAAAUACAAAAGCCAUUUUUGCCUGUUCUGUGUUGAAAGUAUGAGGUUGAAGUGCGAAGUGCAUUGAGCAGUGUGUCAGAAACACUAUACAAUGAGACGGUUCACCUGAAUAGGCCUCUGGGACUGGUAGGCGGGACUCAGACUGGGAGGGGUUCUCUGGUAGUGUGAGGGGAAUGGCUGGUGUGGGUAGCUCAGUGGGAGCUUGUAGUCGUUGGAUCUGCUGGGUGAGCUCGGACACCUGCAGCACCAGGGUCGGGAUCAGCAGAUCUUUGCGCUCGGACUGGAGGUGUCGUACAGGAGCCCCGGCUCUCUCUCUCUUCUACCGGACAGGACACCCGUGAGUUUGAGCAUGGCAGACUCCUACUAAAGCCAUCACGGAGAGAUACGCUUAUAUACCGACUAUGGCUGUGGACGCUGCGUCCAGCUUCAGCUUCUGUCGGGCUGCGCUGGACCACACAGUCUCAGCAGAGGAGCUGAACUAUCAGCUGCCACGCAGGGCCGGGGGCAACCUCACCUGGCAUGAAGGACGCGGGCAGAGGGUGACGAGGAGGACCGUCAAACUGCUACAGCAGCCCGGCACAGAAGGAAUACAGAUCCAGCCAGGAGAGGCCUUCACUGUGUACCACACCAGCCCAACGCUCUCCAGCUUAUGCAAACCAGUGGUGCUAUGGACCCAGCAGGACGUCUGUAAGUGGCUGAAGAAACACUGUCCCCACAACUACCUGACCUACGUGGAGGCCUUCUCUCACCACGCCAUCACAGGUCGUGCCCUGUUGCGGUUGAAUGGAGAGAAGCUGGAGAGGAUGGGUAUAAUCCAGGAGACACUGAGACAGGAGGUCCUGCAGCAGGUCCUACAGCUACAGGUCAGAGAGGAGGUGCGCAACCUACAGCUGCUCAGCAGAGCUUCCUUCGGCAACAUUUCUUAGCUCACUAUCCUUUUGGCAGCUCUCUCGUCUUCCCGGCGGAUACAAGAGGCCUUGUUCCUGCUACAGACAGACUGCCAGAGAGAGCGAGAGGAGACUGUUAACUCCAGGCCAAUUUAACAGACAGGACCGUCUUUUUAUGCAAAACUGGAUGGGGUUUCAAAGACUCAAAAGGACAAAGUCGGACUCUAAAACUGUAAUAUAGUGAUACGAUUCAAGUCUCACCUCAUCUAACCUAGACAACCAAGCAGAGCUCUUACAAGAGUAAGGACGUGGAUUGGAUCAAUGCCUCUCAAGAAGUUGAUCUCAGAUCCAAAUCUCAGAUCAUGUUACGGGAGCAACACCUCUUGAUUUCCAGAGGUUUAAAGUGUUCAGAUGUCUGAUAGCCCUGCUCUUUUGACCCAGCACCACUCGCUCAGAAUGGAUGUAGACGCAGUGCUGAAUAAAUGCUGUUUCUGGAAGUGUGGGAACAACAGACAAUUCCUCCUCCUACCUCUCACAAUAGAUUGUACCAUUCCAUUUGCAGAUGUAAGAAAGAGAAUUAUAUGUAGAAUAGGGCAUGAAGUUUGAUUACCCAACAUUUCCCCAUUCCUGACUUCUACACAACAGACUAAAGGGACGUUCACACUGACAAAAACAAUGACUACAUGAUCUGAAACUGGAUAUUAAUGUCAAUUUGUUUAAAAUGAACAUUGAAUGUUAAUUAUAUCAGAUGUGCACACUUAAAAACCAACCACCGUUUUAUUUCCUUCUCAGGAUGUUCUAUUGCUUUCUAUGUUGUUCCUGCUGUUACCUUCAUCAAUGCACUAAUUUAUAUUUUUGAUUUCAGUGUCAUUUUGAAAUUUUGCACACUCAAUGUAGAUGUUCAGGUUUUCUCCUGAUAUAUCAAGUAAUCUGAAUAUGAAUAUACCGUUACUCUAGUAGUUAGUUACAGUAUGUGUCUAGAUCAUUGUCACACUCGUAGAAGUCCCAGUUGUCCUCCUUUACAAAGCAAUAAUGUAAGGCGCUGCCACAUGUCUGCAUGGAUAGACCUGUUUUUAGAGUAGCUACCUUACAAUCAGAAUCUAUAGGUCUGCAUCAUACUCUACGCAAUCAAAUGCUUAUAUAUUCUAGCUCAAUUUGGUGUGUUGUUCCAAGAUGAAGCAAUUCGUAUAUUCAGUUUUUUUUUUCUUUCAGAUUUAACUAUUGUAAAGACAGAGCAGUAGAUUGAAGAGAACACCAAAUAGUUGUUGGGUUUCAUUGGUUAGGUCAUUGUGCUAUUGGGAUAUUUAACCAACAUGGCAGUUGUGUUUCCCAACAUACUAAAUCCAAAAGUCAACUUUUAAUGAUUGAAAUGUGUGUGAACUAGCCUUUUGAGUAAUGGGGUUUGUUAUCGUCAAGAAUGCAAGAAGUCAUGUUAAGUAUUUUCUAUAUUUCUUCUGGUAUGAUAAAUGACCUUUUUUGGAGAGAAUAUACUGCAAUUCUUUCCAUUUUGUGAUUUUGCCAUUAGUUAGGCAAAAUCUGACCUGAACGCUCACUGAACUUCACUGUGAUGCAGUAGCAUGUUUGUUUAGGAGGCUUGAAUGUUUGUCUGUGUUUAGAGAACAGGGCUGAGUUACAGUAAAAUCUCAUUUUCACAAAGCAGUUGGAAUCUCUGAGUGAUUAUCUGAUGCUCAUGACACCAGUCAUUGUUCAGUGCUUUUUCACAAUGUACUCAAAGCUGACGGAAAUCUGGCCAGUUGACACAAACCAGUUCAGUCUAUCCAGGUUAAAAGUGAGACUGACAGGCCGGAAUUCUCUCUGAAAUUGUUUAGACAUAAUAAAAGAUGGUUCGCCAGAGUGUUUUGCUGAUUCCUGCAUCCUGACACACAAGCAUUUUUUCUUUCCAGACAAGUAAUGGGUUUCUUUUCAAUCUUGUUAUGCAAAAAUGAGGGAAAUGAACAUCGGUUAUGUAAUGACCUGCUACUAACAUGAUUAUACAAGACAUGGUUUGGCAAAGGCAGAUGUAUAUGUGUGUUUUGGAAUAAAGUUUUAAAAAAAUAAAUAUUUUUCAUAUGGAAA